Messenger RNA from Culex pipiens pallens (northern house mosquito), 2038 nucleotides. RefSeq names its product sphingosine-1-phosphate lyase (gene Sply). The record is from RefSeq and is a predicted model, not a curated record. The transcript is spliced from 4 exons. Gene Ontology annotation, biological process: sphingolipid catabolic process; carboxylic acid metabolic process. NCBI's taxonomy places the organism in Eukaryota, Metazoa, Arthropoda, Insecta, Diptera, Culicidae. The coding region runs from base 301 to 1920 and encodes 539 amino acids. Gene Ontology annotation, molecular function: sphinganine-1-phosphate aldolase activity; pyridoxal phosphate binding. Gene Ontology annotation, cellular component: endoplasmic reticulum.
AUAAGAAAACAGUCAUCAUCGACAGUCAGUCAGUCCGUUCCUUCAGUUUUUUUCUCAGUUUCUCUUCGUCAGCUGCCACCACCAAUCUAGCCUGAAAUUUGUUUAUCUGCUUUUUAAACUCCUCACUCAAAGGCAAGCAACACUGAACCACCGAAAGUAAAAAGAAUCCAAAAAAUCGAAAGUGUUCGUAAAAGCUACCUGCUAGUCUUGUAACAUCACCUGGGUAGAUAUAGACGAGUUGAAGUUCAACGAUAGCCACAUAAAAGAGUGUGGUGACCUGCCAGUUUAUCGCCGCACAUCAUGCUGAAGACACACCUGGAGUUGUUAACCGGUCCGGUUGACCGGGCCCUGGCCGGGCGCGCGCCCUGGCAGAUUGUGACCAUCACAACCAGUACGGUGCUGGGGCUGGUUUGGCUGUGGGACUUGCUCAGCGAGGAUGAGAGUUUGUACGCCCGCGCUCGGCGUCGAUUCUUCAAGUUGGCCCGCAAGAUUCCGGCAGUUCAGCGCAAGAUUACGGCCGAGAUCGACAAGAUCAACGAGGGCUUCGUGAAGGAAGCUUCGCAGCAUGGGGCGUUUACGACGAGGUUGCCUGAGCAGGGACUCAAGCAGGAUGAGAUCUUGAAGAAGGUCGACGACUACCUUGCCCUGGGCCACUACCGCUGGAAGGAGGGCUUCCUGUCUGGUGGGGUUUACUACUUUGACCCGGAACUGGUCAAGCUCGUGACCGAGGUGUACGGCAAGGCGUCCUAUACGAAUCCACUGCACGCGGACGUGUUCCCUGGAGUGUGCAAGAUGGAAGCCGAAGUGGUCCGUAUGACGGCUACGCUGUUCAACGGAGAUGGAAAUGCUUGCGGAACGAUGACCACCGGUGGUACGGAGUCGAUCAUGAUGGCCUGCAAAGCCUAUCGGGACUACGCACGGGACGUCAAAGGAAUCACCAAACCCAACAUUGUACUCCCGAAGACGGCCCACACGGCGUUCGACAAGUCGGCCAAGUACUUUGGAAUGUACACCAAGACGGUUCCGGUUCAUCCGGACACCACCGAGGUUGACAUCCAGGCCAUGGAACGUGCCAUCAACGGCAAUACGGUGAUGCUGGUGGGGUCCGCUCCGAACUACCCGUACGGAACGAUCGACGACAUCGAGGCGAUCGCCAAACUGGGCAAGAAGUACAACAUCCCGGUGCACGUUGACGCCUGUCUCGGUGGUUUCUUGAUCAUCUUUAUGAAGAAGGCCGGCUACUCGAUUAAGCCGUUUGACUUUAGCGUCGACGGAGUGACCAGCAUAUCAGCAGAUACUCACAAGUACGGCUUCACGCCGAAAGGAUCCUCGGUGAUCUUGUACUCGGACAAGGUCUACCGCCACUACCAGUACACCGUGACGACGGAGUGGCCCGGCGGCGUGUACGGUUCGCCGACCGUCAACGGAUCCCGCGCCGGUGGCAUCAUCGCCGCGACCUGGGCUACGAUGAUGAACUUUGGCUUGGAGGGGUACGUCGAGCGCACCCGUCGAAUCAUCGACACCGCCCGCUACAUCGAGACCGAACUCCGCAAGAUCGACAACAUUUACAUCUUCGGAACGCCCGCCACGAGCGUGGUAGCGAUCGGCUCGAAGGACUUUGACAUCUUCCGCCUAUCGGGCGAGCUGAACGGGCUCGGCUGGAACCUCAACUCGUUGCAGUUCCCCUCGGGCAUUCACAUCUGCGUGACGCACAUGCACACCCAGAACGGAAUCGCGGACAAGUUCGUGGCCGAUGUGCGCUCCAAGGUGGCGCUGUGCAUGCAGAACCCGGAGAAACCCGUCGAGGGCAAGAUGGCCAUCUAUGGGGUGGCACAGGAGGUGCCCGACCGGGAGGUCGUCGGCGAGUUCACCAAGUGCUUUAUCGACUCGAUGUACUACACCGUGGAGAGCACCAACUAAAGAGAGAGAGAGAGAGAGUUUGUUGGGUGUGAUAUUUCGACGAGCAUUUAAUGCGCUGCAUGUAUUUCAAUGUUUAUUAUGACUGUCUUGAUGGAAAUAUACGUAUAUUUAUGAACCG